GACACAACAAGCUGGAAAGUCUCAGCUAACUGAUUUUUAAAGGACAAACGAUUCAAAAUGAUCAGAGGACAUCUUUAGUAGAUCUUUUCUGAAUUAUGAAUGUAACUUCUGACAAGUCCACUGUGCCACUCCACUGCUGAGAGAAGCUCCCCGUGUGAUGGAUCAGCUUUGCGCAACAGGUUCUCCAAAGAACAUUUAAGCUCGAACUCCGAUCCAUGUAGGGAACAAAAAGAAGCAUGCUGUCACCGCUUUGGCCCUUUGGCAUCGAGCAGGAGAUCAACUCAUGGGAUGUAGUGGAUGCAGAUUCAGGGUCAACUUUGGGAAGGCGCUGUCCAAAGUCUCGGUCUUUUUCACCAUGGUCCUAAUCUUCACCUACUUCUUCUACUGCCUCACCGGAUUUUGUGAUUCGGCUCCAAGAGCUGCAUACAGACAACAAACUUCAGACUUGGACUAUGACAUUUUGGACGAUCUGCGGUCACCCCGGCGUCUCUUCCCCGAUGCGCCGUUUCAGCGCAACCGUACAGGCUCCGCGGACGCUCCGGCUGAGCCGUCACAGAAUACGUUGGACAGCGAAAAGGAGACUGCCAAGAGCAACGGCAUCCCCGUGUCCAACACUUUCGGGACCAAAAGGUUUCCGCAGGCGAUUAUAAUCGGCGUGAAGAAAGGAGGGACUCGCGCCCUGCUGGAGUUUCUCCGCAUCCACCCGGACGUAAGAGCGUUCGGCGCGGAGCCGCACUUCUUCGACAGGUUUUACGACAAAGGGCUGGAGUGGUACAGGAACCUGAUGCCUCGGACACUCGACGGGCAGAUCACUAUGGAGAAGACACCCAGCUACUUUGUCACCAAAGAAGCUCCAAGUCGCAUCUGCACUAUGAAUUGUCAAACCAAGCUUAUUGUCGUCGUCAGGGAUCCGGUGACGAGGGCUGUGUCUGACUACACCCAGACGCUGUCCAAGAACCCAGGCCUUCCAUCCUUCCAGAGCCUCGCUUUGAAAAACUCCUCCACAGGUUUGAUUGAUACCACGUGGAGUGCUGUGCGCAUCGGCCUCUAUGCCAAGCACCUGGAGAACUGGCUCCAGUACUUCCCUUUGUCUCAUUUUCUGUUUGUUAGCGGCGAACGACUGGUGUCUGAUCCAGCUGGGGAGAUGGGCCGAGUUCAGGACUUCCUAGGUUUGAAAAGGGUUGUUUCGGACAAGCACUUCUACUUCAACCAGACAAAAGGUUUUCCCUGCUUGAAGAAGCCAGAGGGGAGCAGCAGACCCCGCUGCCUCGGAAAGUCUAAAGGCAGACCUCAUCCCCAGAUCCCCUCUGAGGUACUGCAGAGACUCAGAGACUUCUACAGGCCCUUCAACCACCGUUUCUACCAGAUGAGCGGACAGGACUUUGGCUGGGACUAAGCAAGAGUCUUCUUUGUGGAGAGAUGCUCAUUAACUGUUUCCACAGGGCUAAUGUUCUCAGGUACGAGGAGAGACAAAGUCCAUUCUGCCUCAGUGGAGUCAACACGACAUGCAGCACUCAUGAACUGUCACUGUUUUGUUGUAUGUUGAGGCUCAGACGGACAUAGUGCUGCUAAUAUGAAAACGACACAUUUAGUUAAUGGCUUAAAUAUAUAACCGUUAAACCGUUUUUGACAUUCUUUAUGUACAGAUUAGAAGAAAAGGUGAUAUUUAUAGUUUCUGUUGAAUACAACAGGUAUUUUUUUAUUAUUAUUAAAGAAGUGUAUUUAUUACGUGACAAAGCAGGACAUAAAACCGACAUCUGACAGGACAUUGGGAAUAAUGUCAUACUCUUUGCCUGCAUUUACAUAUUUUCCAGUCUUUUGAAUGCUACAUACGGUUUGAUGUUGCAGGACAUUCCUCAGUGCAUUGCAGUUGAUAUACCAAUGAUACCUCAUUUGUAAAUAUUAAGUCGAAACCAUACGUAGACACAUUCCAUUUGUAAGUAUUUUCCAAUAAAAGCUGCAUCAUAUUUUAUAUUGUAAUUCUUGGACGGGAUCAAUUGUAUCAGCUGUUACUCACAAUAAAUUGCUACUUUUGAUCUGUGAAUAUUCUGAACCACUGUAACUGUAAAAAAAAAAGUGUUCAAAUUACAGUGUAUAAAAAAAUGUGCCUCUGAUUCUCUGUGUUGUGAAGUAAACUUUUAU
Molecule: messenger RNA, 2142 nt
Organism: Oreochromis aureus
Lineage: Eukaryota; Metazoa; Chordata; Actinopteri; Cichliformes; Cichlidae
Product: heparan sulfate glucosamine 3-O-sulfotransferase 6
Exons: 2
Coding region: 284-1396 (370 amino acids)
Molecular function (GO): [heparan sulfate]-glucosamine 3-sulfotransferase activity
Source: RefSeq, a predicted model, not a curated record